CGCAGUCUGUGGGUUGGCUGGUUAUUUUGCAAGCGGGAGGGGCCUUGCGCGCUCCUGCCUCCGGCCUGUGUCCCCCACCCCCCUUCCGUGGUCCGGGUCUCUUCUUCGGGAAGAUGUCGGACACUGCCGUAGCUGACACUCGGCGCCUUAACUCGAAGCCACAGGACCUGACCGACGCUUAUGGGCCGCCAAGUAACUUCCUGGAGAUCGACAUCUUUAAUCCACAGACGGUGGGUGUGGGCCGCGCGCGCUUCACCACCUAUGAGGUUCGCAUGCGGACAAACCUACCUAUCUUCAAGCUGAAGGAGUCCUGUGUACGGCGGCGCUACAGUGACUUUGAAUGGCUAAAAAAUGAGCUGGAACGAGAUAGUAAGAUUGUAGUACCACCACUGCCUGGGAAAGCCUUAAAGCGGCAGCUCCCUUUUCGAGGAGAUGAAGGGAUCUUUGAGGAGUCCUUCAUUGAAGAAAGGAGGCAGGGCCUCGAACAGUUUAUUAACAAAAUUGCCGGGCACCCACUGGCUCAGAACGAACGCUGCCUACAUAUGUUCCUGCAGGAGGAGGCAAUUGACAGGAAUUACGUCCCCGGGAAGACUGGUGCCAGUCAUGAACUAUCAUUCAUCCUCAAUGAGUACGCAGGGCCAACAUCCAACAGGUCAUCUCCCAGAUGAAAAUGCAACUCUACCCUCAAGGCUGAAAACACCACCUACCCCUGGUGCCCCCUGCAGGAACAUUCUACGCAUGUGGGGCCACUGCUUACCUCUGCCUGCCUGCAAACUGGACGGAAUGCCUUUAAACUUCAUAUGGUCCUACAAACCAGAACUCCCUACAAACCCAUCUGAGAGGAAGAAACGGGAUGCUAACCCCUUGGUCAUCCAUCGUCCCUUUCCAACAGGAAGUAGCUAAGA
This is a messenger RNA of Eptesicus fuscus (big brown bat), 905 nucleotides long. It is a transcript of the gene SNX12, whose product is annotated as sorting nexin 12. Gene Ontology annotation, biological process: late endosome to Golgi transport; endocytic recycling. The record is from RefSeq and is a predicted model, not a curated record. The transcript has 6 exons. NCBI's taxonomy places the organism in Eukaryota, Metazoa, Chordata, Mammalia, Chiroptera, Vespertilionidae. Gene Ontology annotation, cellular component: retromer complex; early endosome membrane. Bases 114 to 668 code for a protein of 184 amino acids. Gene Ontology annotation, molecular function: phosphatidylinositol-3-phosphate binding.